Molecule: messenger RNA, 3230 nt
Organism: Pseudomyrmex gracilis
Lineage: Eukaryota; Metazoa; Arthropoda; Insecta; Hymenoptera; Formicidae
Gene: ema
Product: protein CLEC16A
Exons: 14
Coding region: 17-3067 (1016 amino acids)
Biological process (GO): endosomal transport; regulation of autophagosome maturation; endosome to lysosome transport
Cellular component (GO): late endosome; endolysosome membrane
Source: RefSeq, a predicted model, not a curated record
AUCCAGAAGAUAGUUGAUGAAGAUGUUUCGAAGUAGGAGCUGGUUCGGGGGUGGACUUUGGAAACCAAAGAAUUUACAUUCCCCUGAGCAUCUCAAAUACCUUUACAAUGUUUUAUCUAAGAACCAAACUGUAUCCGAGAGUAACAGAGGUUUAUUGGUUGAGACUCUUCGCUCAAUAGCUGAAAUUCUUAUUUGGGGCGAUCAAAAUGACUCGAGUGUAUUUGACUUCUUUUUAGAAAAAAAUAUGCUUUCAUUCUUUUUACGUAUUAUGAAACAAAAGUGUGGAAGCUAUGUUUGUGUACAAUUACUUCAAACGCUAAAUAUUUUAUUUGAGAAUAUACGCAAUGAAACAUCUUUAUAUUAUUUAUUGAGUAAUAAUCACGUGAACAGUAUAAUAGUGCAUAAAUUUGACUUUAGCGACGAAGAGGUGAUGGCAUAUUAUAUCAGUUUUUUGAAGACAUUGAGUCUGAAACUAAAUGCACAUACCAUUCAUUUUUUUUACAAUGAGCACACCAAUGAUUUUCCACUAUAUACAGAAGCAAUUAAAUUCUUCAAUCAUUCAGAAGGUAUGGUACGCAUAGCUGUGAGAACUUUGACACUGAAUGUAUAUCGUGUGGAAGAUGGAUCUAUGCUAGCUUUUAUAAGGGAUCGCACAGCUGCACCAUAUUUCAGUAAUCUAGUAUGGUUUAUUGGUGAUCACAUUAUAGAAUUAGACACUUGUGUCCGAAACGAUGCUGAUCAUCAGAGUCAAAACAGAUUGUCAGAUUUAGUUGCAGAACAUUUAGAUCAUUUACAUUACCUAAAUGAUAUCUUGUGCUUGAAUAUAUCGGACUUGAAUAAAGUUUUGUCAGAGCAUUUAUUACAUAAACUACUAGUGCCGCUUUAUGUGUAUUCUCUGAUAAAAGAUAAAAAUGUUUUGUGCCAAACUCAGGAUGAGAGAAAACACGUCAGUGUCGUAGUGGCACUUUUUCUACUUUCUCAAGUAUUUUUGAUAGUAUCGCAUGGACCUCUUGUACAUACUUUGGCAGCUGUAAUACUCAUGUCCGACUUGGAAACAAUUAAAACUGGAACAAAUAGAGUUUUGGAAAAAUUCGGGGAUAUAAUGUCUAAUAAAUUUGUUUCUUUCUCACCACAGAAAGAAACAUUGGAAGAAUCAACAGAAACUGUAAGCGAAACGGUAUCAACGAAAUUUGCGUCCAAAGAAAUUCGCAACCAAAAUAACGAUGAAAAAGACGUAAAAAACAUACCUGAAGACGCGGUCAAUGAAUCGCAAGAUUUUAAUCAUCCUAGUACGUCGUUUGAUAGCGCUUCUACAGUAAAUACACCUAUUCAUGAGAGUCAUACGCCACAAGAUUUGGACACAAACAUUUCAAGCGAAGACGAUCUAGAGGAAAUUAAGCACUUGAAUGUGACGGAUGAGGAAAAAGAACAACGUUUAGCAUUGGAGAGUCCUUUGAUUCCUAAUCUAAGUCAGAACGACAUAUUUGAAUCUCUAGCAAAAAAACCAUUUCUCGAAACGAUUAUUAAUUCUUUAUUAUGUGCGGAGAAUGAUUACGCUGCGCUAUUUGCGCUCUGUUUAUUAUAUGCAUUAGCUAAUAACCAGGGUAUAAGUCGGAAAACUUUAAAUGUAAUUCUGUCACCAAUCUAUGAAAAUACAUCGGCGAAGAAUUCGUAUAACGAAUUGCUAAUAGAUAGGUUGAUUCAUAUUAUAACUUUGAGCUGUCAAACAAAUGCCAAAGUAAGGCUUGUCACCUUGGAAUUAGCCAUUAAAUUGCUUACGCAACUGACAGUAUUUGAAGGACAAUGUUCAUUGCGAGAAUCGCACCUGACAGUCAUUGAAGCGGCAAAAGAACAAAGCACGUCUCUACUCAAAAACUUCUACAAGAGCGAAGAUAUUUUUUUGGACAUGUUUGAAGAUGAAUAUAGUGAAAUACAAAAACGACCGUUAAAUGUCGAAUGGCUGAUGAUGGACAGUAAUAUUUUACUGCCUCCUACAGGCACGCCUAUGACCGGAAUCGAAUUUAGCAAGAGAUUGCCAUGUGGCGAGGUGGAAAGAGCACGACGUGCGAUAAGAGUUUUCUUUUUGAUAAGAGAACUAUCUCUGACACUUAAUAUGGAAGUAGAAACUCAGUUACCAUUGACCAAUCCGGCUAAUUGCGUACAAAUUAACAACGUUCUUGAUCUAAAUAAUAGUGACUUGAUUGCGUGCACUGUAGUAUGGAAAGACGGUCAGAAAAUUCGUCGUUUUUUAGUCAUUGAUGUGGUGCAAUUGAUUCUUGUGGAACCUGAUAUAAGAAAACUUGGGUGGGGAGUUGCCAAAUUAGUUGGAUUUCUACAAGACAUCGAUGUGACUGGAGACAAAGAUGAUUCGAGAUGUUUACAUCUGACAAUAUAUAAGCCAUUAAGCAGCAGUACGGGCAAUCGUAUACCAUUAUUGUCGGCUAAAUUUAUUUUUGACGAUCACAUCCGAUGUAUGGCCGCAAAACAAAGGCUAACAAAAGGACGAAUAAAAGCGCGACAAAAAAAGAUGAAUCAAAUUGCAAGAUUGUUGGACAUCCCGACGAGUAUGCCUCAUUGUUCAACACCGCCGAAUUAUGCCCUGCGUGGGUUACGUCACGAACGUGUAGUCGGACGUGGUCAGAGAUCGCAAAAGGAUCAAGCGAGGCCAAUGUUUACGGUAAACAAAGUUCCUGGAUUCGCGGCUCAAAUGCGUAGGGAAAAUGUUAGGCCAAUGGCAUCGUCGAGUUUCAAACACGAUGAUGCCAGUUCGAAUGAGAAGAUUCAUGAAAACGGUUUGCGAUCUAGAGACAGUUCGCCCAAGAUGCCAAGACCGCGGAGCGAGGAAAUACCUCUUGAAGACAUGCGAAUUCGGAAAGCCUCUCUCACUUCUAAUGGUAUGAACAUAGUGCAUUUGUGUUCAGAAAGAAGGGACAGCCAAGGUACCACUUGCUCGAAUAGCAGUGAGUCUUCGUCUAUAAUCAGAAAACAUUCUGAAGAAACAUCUUUCACAUCGUCGCAAGAACAGGCGCCGAAACCGCGCAGAAAAGGUCAAGUGGAAACUGUGUGAUUGCAAUAUAUUGAGUUUAGUAAUUUAUCAAAAAAAUGAAUCAAGUGAAAGAGAUCUCCAAAGUUGUCUCAAAAUAAAGUUGGUUUUUAAGAAUUGUUUUAAUAAGCAAAAUUGCAAUAAAAAAUUUAAGAUUUGAUAUAAUAUUGUUUAUUCAUACUUUCUA